UUCAAUCUGCAGGGGAUCUUAUAUUUUAAAAUGGAAAGGAUAAAUUUAAAUUGUUUUGUUCUUUUAAUGAUUCUCGUAUUUCGUGCAACGUGGGGUAAAGAAAUGGCCACAGGAGGGGGUAAGAGUGACAAGGAGGUUUUGUUCGGUGGGGAGGACGAUGAUGUGUUUAACUUGCCCGAAGCAACGCAGAAAGAACUUCUUUUGAAACUCGUAAAAAAUAAAAUGGAUUUGAACAAAGACGAAUUUGUGGACCGAGAAGAACUGGUGCAGUGGUCGCAGAAGUCGUUAAAUCGUUUUGAAACCGAGGCUUCAAGGGAAGAGUUUUCAUCGGUCGAUGAAAAUGAGGAUGGAAAAGUCACUUGGGAGGAAUAUUCAUCAUUUUUAUACGGGGAGGAUUUUGCUAUUGAUCAUGAAGACUUUAAGAACCCACAGUCAGAUGAAUGGAGCGGCUUUGUGGAUCGCUAUAACAGGGAAAAAGUUAUGUUUGCUGCUGCUGAUGACAAUACUGAUCAUGGGCUUACUCUGGACGAGUAUAUUGAUUUUAAACAUCCCCAAUUUAACCCAAAGACCAAGAGGUUGCUGCUUAAUGAGACUUUAUCGAGAGUUGAUUUAAACAUGGACGGUGGGAUCAGUUUGGAGGAGUUUCUGGCGGAUUAUAAGAAAAAUAACAAAGAAAACGACCAAGACUGGAAGAUUGUUGAAACUGAUAAAUUUAAAGAGGAUUUAGAUUUAGAUAAAGAUGGUUUGCUUAAAGGGGAGGAGGUUGUUAUGAUGGUGGCUACCGAUAACUUUAAAGAGGCGGAAGAUGAAGCUGAUCAUCUUAUUGAGGAGACGGAUGAGGAUCAAGAUGGGAAGUUGAGUCCGGAUGAGAUUGUUAACAACCAUGAGUUGUGGGUGGAAAGCGAUGCAACUGAUUAUGGGAGGCAGCUGAUGUUAAACCAUGAUGAGUUAUAAGAUGGUUUAACACGGAUAGUAUGUAUCCUUAUGAAUGGAUCAUUUGCAUUGUAGAAAAGUUGGUUCCACUUUAAAAUCAAAUCACAACAAGCUUAAAUUAAAUUCUGUAACAUUGCCUCUACUUUAUCCUAACAACAAAGCUCUUACUCUACUUUCUAUAACUUUAAGUUAUAAAAAGUCAGAUCUUAAAAUCUUGAAAUGCAUCGAAAAGGUUUAUAAAAUAUUAUUAUGGACCAGAAAAAACAUAAGUUAACAUAAUAAUGCAAUGCUUGCAUUAUUCCAGGACUUUACUUUAUAGAUUGAAAUAUAAAUUACUUGUAUUAAGCUGUUGCCAUUGGAAAUUAUGUUUUUUUACAGUAUUUUUAUAAUUCUGCUUGUUGCAUUGCAAUUAUGUUCUUACAUCUAAAAAAAUAUUUUGCCUUUAAAAGUUGCCAACUUUUUUACUAUCUACUCAGAAACUAUUUAGCUGGAAAAUUUAAUCAUGCUACGUUUUAUUGAUAUUGAUUUGCCUUUGCUUUCUACCUGCAGUAGUUUUGCAGUUAAGGAAUGUUUUUGUUUCAACACAGGUGUUCUGUUACCACGUAUACUAUAGUAGGAUGGGGGAAGAUGGGACACCCCUUUUUUCCAAAAAUUCUAUUUUCUCGUACAUUUUGGUAGUAAACAAAGAACAUUUAAAGAAUUAUAAAACCUUGACCUCGCGACUUUCAUAGACCAUUGUUAUUUGUUUAAAACACGACCAGGAUAUUUAUAUAUUUCGUGCUAAAGGUGUCCCAUCUUCCCCCACCCCACUAUAUGUAACUUUGUGGGGAAUUUUGACUUUUUUAUCAAAUUUGUGUUGCACACUUUGUAUUGACUACUUAAGUUUGCCAAGCAUUUCAUGGAAACAAAUUUUACACUGUGCAACACUGCGGUUAUGUUGUUAACUGUUGUUUAAACUCAAAGAUUUUCGCAUAAAUGCUUUACAAUUCUGUUUAAAUAAAUAAAACAUCAUUUACAUAUUA
Messenger RNA from Ciona intestinalis (vase tunicate), 1955 nucleotides. RefSeq names its product reticulocalbin-2-like. The record is from RefSeq and is a predicted model, not a curated record. Gene Ontology annotation, cellular component: endoplasmic reticulum. Lineage: Eukaryota; Metazoa; Chordata; Ascidiacea; Phlebobranchia; Cionidae. Gene Ontology annotation, molecular function: calcium ion binding.